GCUGGGAGCUGCGCGCAGGGAGCAGCCUGGCAGCUCGCAUUUUUCCUGCUUCCUCCCAGCCUGGCUGAAGCCGAUCGGAGCGCGAUCCGACAGAGUUUGGCUGCGGCGAUUUCCGGUGGUGUUUUGUUGUGGGUUUUAUUUUUUUCCCCCAUUCCCCUCGCGCCCGGCCAGCACUCCUUGGCUCCAACCCAACCGUGCGCGCUGACCUCCCCGCGUCCUUCCCGCGCCCAGCGGGAACCGUCCCCAGGCGGCCCCGUCCCGUCCCACCGUCCCCUCCCAUGCAGCUCCAUCGCUGGGCCAUGUGGGCUCUGUUUGUACACAGAUGAGCAACAGCUCGGCGCCAGCGCGGCAUCGCCCAGCCCUGCGCCCGGCCGCUGUCCUUGUGGUGCAGGCAGGGAGCGGAGGGACAGUGCAGUUGGGCCACCCAUCCUGAGUGCAGAGCCAUCGCCACGGGGCAGCCACAUCCCCACCGUUCCCGGUGCCAUCCCCAGGGCAGGGAUGUGAGGCACCAUCCCACAGAGCCGCGGUCCCGACGGCGCAAUGCUGAGCCUGAAGCUGCCACGACUGCUGAGCAUUCACCAAGUGCCUAAGGGGUACCAGGAGCAAGGCAUCCUCUGCGGGUAUCGCCCCCCGAGGAUCUCAGCAGCUGAUUGUGUCCUCAGCGCCUUCCAGAUGACCAACGAAACUCUCAACAUCUGGACACACUUCCUCCCUGCAUGGUACUUCGUGUGGAUGCUGGUGGGGCGGCUGUGGGGGCCGGGGGGCCGGGAUCCCCCCGCCUGGCCACUGCUCGCCUAUCUGCUGAGCUGCUGCAUCUACCCACUGGCAUCCAGCUGCGCCCACACCUUCAGCCCCAUGUCGGCCCGCGCCCGGCACAUCUGCUACUUCUUCGAUUACGCGGCGCUCAGCAUCUACAGCUUGGGUUCAGCCGUGGCGUAUUCAGCAUAUGUGUUCCCAGAAGAAUGGCUUGGUAGCAUCUUCCACUGCUGCUACGUCCCCAUCGCGGUGUUCAACACGGUGCUGAGCACCAGCCUGGCCUGCUACUCCAGGUUCCUGGAGCUGGAGAGGCCGUGGCUCAGCAAGGCGUCCCGCACGCUGGCCUUUGUGUACCCGUACCUCUUCGACAGCAUUCCGCUCUUCUACAGGUUCUAUCUGUGCGCAGCACGGAGCUGUGCGGAUCCCACGGUCGCUGCCCACUACAGGCACACUGCCUUCGCCUUCCUCACCUGCUUCAUCUUUGCCACCCACCUGCCCGAGAGGCUCGCGCCGGGACACUUCGACUACAUCGGGCACAGCCACCAGGUGUUCCACGUCUGCGGCAUCCUAGGCACGCACUUCCAGCUGGAAGCCAUCCUGAUGGACAUGAGUGAGAGGCAGGCACGGCUCCCAGCCACGUCGCUGCUGCAGGUGCUGGCACCCAUGGGCACGUGCAUGGCCAUCGGGUUGGUGGUCAUUGCACAAUGCUCUGCGCAGCUCUGCCAGGCACCAGAACCCUCACACAGGGAGAAGCUGCAUGGGCAGUAGGGCACCUGGUCUGCAGGAUGGGGGUUCCUGGUUUGCUGCUGCGCAGGACAGAACGUGGGCAGCUGAUGCAUGGGGUGAACGCAGGGUUU
This is a messenger RNA of Phasianus colchicus (ring-necked pheasant), 1613 nucleotides long. It is a transcript of the gene PAQR5, whose product is annotated as progestin and adipoQ receptor family member 5. NCBI's taxonomy places the organism in Eukaryota, Metazoa, Chordata, Aves, Galliformes, Phasianidae. The record is from RefSeq and is a predicted model, not a curated record. Gene Ontology annotation, molecular function: signaling receptor activity. Gene Ontology annotation, cellular component: membrane.